AUGAACUGUCUCACCCCCAAGAGCAAGAGACGUAACAAUGACGAAUCAAGAAUACCUUCCUACUACUCAGUGCAACCCCCAUACAAUCCUGAGUUCAUGUAUGAAAACUAUGAAAGCAAAACAAGUUACUAUUUCCCCGGAGGACUGCGCUACACCGUGCAGCAUUCAUUAAACUACGACGAGGAAACCGAUGGGCGGGGGCGGUCUCUAUACGAAGGCGUUAACUGGCAACCGGUGAGUGCGCAAGUGUUGUUACUUGUGUGCAUCGCGCCGCACGAUACAUGCGCUUAG
This is a messenger RNA of Pieris macdunnoughi, 291 nucleotides long. The record is from the annotation of a GenBank genome assembly. NCBI's taxonomy places the organism in Eukaryota, Metazoa, Arthropoda, Insecta, Lepidoptera, Pieridae.